Molecule: messenger RNA, 5151 nt
Organism: Ornithodoros turicata
Lineage: Eukaryota; Metazoa; Arthropoda; Arachnida; Ixodida; Argasidae
Exons: 6
Coding region: 33-4943 (1636 amino acids)
Biological process (GO): chitin catabolic process; carbohydrate metabolic process
Cellular component (GO): extracellular region
Molecular function (GO): chitinase activity; chitin binding
Source: RefSeq, a predicted model, not a curated record
AUUGACGUUCAGUUACGAGGACGAAGACGAAAAUGCGUACUCAUCGAACUCCAUCAGUGUUCAUGGCUACCAGUGCGCCGGACUCCUCCAGUUCCUCCCGCCGUAGCUCCUCUGAACAUCCUAACACCACCACAACCAGCAACGACACCGGUGCACGCUCCACAAAGAGAAUGAUUACCGAUGACUUGAGCAACCAACGCCGUGUUUCUUCUCCACCUGGAUACGCGUAUUUCCUCUGCAUGGGUGUCGUGUUCACAAUCGUAAUCUGUCUAUAUUUCGCCUUCGGUGGUCCAUCGUACUACACCAAGAUCGUUUCAGCUGACCCGUCACCAAUUAUCCUCGACACCAGGCACUUUCGGACCACCACUUUUUUUCCCAGGAGACGGAUGCAACUAACACGAAGGGGACGCCGUCUCAGCGAGAAUUACUUGGGACUACCUAACAGCGUGACCACAACUCCUCGGAUGCUAGCGGGCGCAGCCUGGACAGACAACGUACGCAAGACGAAUCAAAGUACCGCCCGGCCGAGACCCACUCGAAUUGUCAGCACCGUAACAAGGGCACGGAUCGUAGGAAUGUCCUCAGCGAGCACCGUUACCUCUUCGAGAAUUUCAAGAGCACAUGUACCCUCAACAGAAAUUUAUGGACUGAGGAGAUCAGCCCAUGGCGGCUCUCGAGACCCUCCACAAUACAGUGUCGUUUGCCAAUUCAAUCAUACCAGCUAUAAGCGCAAAAAACCCAUGGCUUUUCGUGCUGAAGACGUACCAUUGCGAUAUUGUAGUCACGUUGUUUACUCUUCAGUGCAGAUUGAAGCGGAUCUGUCACUCUCCUCGAUUGGCAACAAAAGUCUGAACGAAACUGCAAUGAAAAUGAGACAUCCUCACACGUCCAUUCUCACAGCAAUAGGAGCGCGUCACUCCAGAGCAGAUGUCAUUAAUCGAAUGUGCACAACAAGAGGACAUAUCUUCAGUUUUGCGGCGACGCUUGACAAAUGGUUACGGCAGCGGUCAUACGACGGAAUUUUGCUGGACUUUCGGUACAACUCCGAAGGCAGCAUCAAGGACUGCAUGACUUCGUUAAUGGCAGCCAUACGGCACAAAAUACGGCGUAAUGUUUCAUUGUGGCUCGCCCUCUCGGCGGACGACGAUAAGAUCGAACGCCAAUUCGAUUUCCACAACCUUGCUCGUUACGUCGACAUGUUCUUCGUUCUUCCAGACAUGAAAGAGGGUGGCCCAAGAAGUAUUCAUUCAUUUCCAGACGUAAUCAGUGCCGUUAGCCGACUGCAACGUAGUUUACAGAAGGAAGAAUCGAUUAUGGCGCAGUUCUGCUUUGCUUUGCAUAUUGGAGGCAGGUCAUACACGCUCACUGAUAAGUAUGACGGCAAAGGUCCAACGGUGCCCUUUGGGACUGGUAGUCCUGGUUACUAUACUGACCGUGCUGGUUUGCUGGCUUACUACGAAAUCUGCAGCAAAAACUGGACGCAGGACGUUCGCCACGCGUUUUUCUCCUACGUAGCAGAAGACGAUCAGUGGAUUGAGUACCUUAGUCCUUCUAACAUUGAGAGGACUCUCGAAGUGAUCCUAGGGGACAGGGUGAUGUCUUGUAUUGGAAUAAGUGACGUGUCUUUGGACGACUUCGCAGGCGUGUGCGGCGAAAAGUUUAAGCUUACAAAGACUGUAGCUGGGUCGACGAUAGGCAUAGCACAUGCCGAUAUAUGUUGCUACCCUCUUUGCCUACCGUUCGAUAUGCAUGACAGACGCGCCUUGGUGCCUCCUGCACAACAGAUCUCCCCGAUAUAUGAUUACAAUGUAGGUGACGUCAGUCACCACACCAAUAUGUACGGCAUAAUCCCAAAAAUCGGCAGCUUUCCCCCUGACAUGCAGAACAGGUCGCACUCCGACCGGUACAAAUCAACAGUCUUCCACGCCAUCGUGUGUAUCGGCGCCAUCUUCGUUCUUUUGAUGGUGUACCUGGCUAUAGUCGGUCGUCGUUACUACGGUAUGUCUGACAACGACGUCAAUCGGCCGUACACGGAGUUGAAUGUCGAAGGCGCACCGUACGUCAGCGGUAUGAAUCUACGACCUCCUAAUGCAGCGAACUUGGCCACGGCAGCCUCAGAAUCUACAACGAGACCGUCACAAUCCCCAGAGAACGCCACGACCAACGCAAGUGGAAUGAUAAGUGAAACAUACGUGUACACAUCAUCAGACGUCAGGUCUACCACGGUGCGAGGGAAGAACAGCACGUCAGAGGAGAUAUUUUCGUUCCCCACAGCAAGCGGUCCAACGUCGCACAGUGUGGCGUGCAUAUUCAACCACACAAGUUACAGACGAAGAAAGCCCAUGGCAUUUCGCGUCGGUCACAUCCCUGCGCCGUACUGCAGUCACAUCAUCUAUUACUCAGCCGGAAUAGGGCAAGAUUUUUCUGUAAUUUCCCGCGAUCGAGACUUCGACAUUGUCCAAGAUGGGUUCAACAAGUUCGCGCAUCUCAAGAGGAUCUAUCCACACCUCUCUGUCCUGGUAGCCAUCGGAGGACAACUCUCCGAUUCGAAGCGCCUGAGUGCCAUAUGUCAGUCGCAAGAAACUAUGGCCAUUUUCGCGAUCAACGUGAAAACGUGGCUGUCCCAGUAUGACUACGAUGGUGUCGUCAUACACUGGCAGCACUUCUUGACAUUCUACAAGGCCUAUCUGCAUUCCCUGUUGAAGGUGCUGCGUCAAGCCUUCGGUCCUUAUCAUUCCAUCUGGCUGGCAGUCCCCGACGACCACGAACUUCGUCGGAGGUACUUCAACGUCCCAAGCCUCGCCCCGUUCGUCGACAAGUUCUUCGUGGUUCCGCAAGUAAUGGAAGGCAAGCUUUCUAACAAAACAUUGUUCCCGGACCUACUGAGCGACGUUUUAAACGUGCGACAUAGUUUGGCAGAAAGUGACAGGCAGAACCUCUACAACAAAUUCUGCUUCGGUAUGUACAUCGGAGGCAAAUCGUACACGCUGGUUCACGCUACUGUGAGUGGGGACAACGCUGUCGUAGCUGGACACGGGGAGCCAGGACCGUACACGAGAUCUCCCGGAAUGUUGGCAUAUUACGAGUUCUGCGAUCGGAAGUUUGCCACAACUGUACGCGGGACUCUUGAAUCGCACGUAGCCGAAAGAGACCAGUGGAUCUGCUAUCUAGACGCUGCCAAUAUAGUGAAGGUGCUUUGGGUAGCGCUCUGGAAGCACAGAGCAUCUUGCGUUGGCGUGUGGGACGUCACCCUGGACGAUUUCAGGGGGGUAUGUGGGCAGAGGUUCGUACUUACCCGCGCUGUGGCUGGUUGGAAGGCAUACGACCGAGCUCGAACGUACUCGACCACCGUCGACAUGCCUGCCGAAGUGCAGACACUGAUUCGAGAUACUUCUGACGUAAAUCGUACUCCACCAGGCUGUGGCUGCCUGGUACUCAUGAGCAUGCUCAUCAUAAUCAUGCUGUGUGUAUUCUUGGCUUUUGGCGGCCGUUCGUAUUACUCAAAGAGUAGCACAAGUGAACCAUCGCUAAUUCCGCAUGGCAACAAGUCUCAUUUGGAUGACAGUUCUGACGGCACUACCGACGGGGUACUCUACCUAAGGACCAACGCCAGGGCUGCCACUAGCCUCGUCAGAAGAAACGAGCUGAAACUACGGUCAGCAUCACCGAACCAUAGCAAAACGACAACCAGCUCUAAAACACGUACAUCGACGCCACUCAUCAUAGAGGACCAAAACACAACCAGUGCGGGUGUUACGGGAGCCACUGGAGUUACCACCAAAGACGAGCUCUUGUCCAAGACUUUCUCUACAAUGGGCUAUGCAGUGAAGAGCCAAAACCAAGCGGCACUACCUACUCGAGUUCCACCAUCGUACAGAGUAGUUUGCCGCUACAAUCAUUCCAGCUACAGAAGGAAGUGGCCCAUGACGUUUGGGCCGGAAGACAUCCCGGCUCGGUACUGCAGCCACGUCGUUUGUUCCUCUGCGUACGUAACGUCAGACUACACCCUCGUUUCAGUUGACGACGUGGAGCUGAAUGAAACGGCAAACUGUACCGAACUGAAGCGUAAGCAUCCUCAUAUUUUCAUUCUGAUAGCAAUAGAGCCGGAUACAACUGCGCCUGAUGUCGUCGACAGUAUGUGCAAGGUGAAAGAAGGAAUCGCCGAGUUUGCAAGAAAUGUUCGUUCGUGGUUUGCACGCUCGAAAUGUGACGGAGUUCUCCUAGACUUGAGACAGCGACAUGAAAGAAGUUUAAAGGACCGCUUCACGUCCCUCGUAGCUGCCGUGCGCCAUAAGAUCAGCUCCAACCACUCACUGUGGCUCACCAUUCCAAAUGACGACGGAAACCGGCAACAAUUCUACGAUCUCCACAACCUUGCCAGAUACGUCGACAACUUCUUCAUAUUUUCUCAACCUGGAGACGACGCUCUUGCCAGCAUGCACGCCUUUCCGGUCAUUAUCAAUGACGUCCAUCAAAUGCGACAUAGGUUAGAAAUACAGGCGGAUACUUCGUUCAUAAACAAAUUCUGCUUUGCCCUUUCCGUUGGAGGCACAUCAUACACGCUAAGACGCAGGUACAACUACGGUACCUCCAGGUACAGCGAGCACGUGUGGAUGGAGCCCGCAGGUCCCGGCGGUCCUGGACCGUACACGGACCACGCUGGCUUGUUGGCCUACUACGAGAUUUGUACUAGGAACUGGACAGCGGAAGUGCACCAUGCGUUCUUCUCUUACGUAACGUGGAAAAAUAUGUGGGUGGAAUAUCUCGAUCCGUCGAACAUUGAAAGAAUACUGGAUGCUAUCGUGGGAGGCCGUGAGAUGUCCUGCAUAGGAAUAAGUGAUGUCUCCUUGGACGACUUCAGAGGGGUGUGCGGAGAAGAAUUCGCACUUACGAAAGCAGUUGCGGGAUGGAGGCGCUACGUUGCAGAUACGGGCACACAGUAGGGGAUAUACAACUGGGGGAGAAGAAAUCGUUCCGAAUGCGAAUGCUUACGGAUGCUCAUGUAGAUACUACUUAUAUGGUGUGCUCUUAGGAACACAAUGGUAGAAUUUGUUUUGUUUUGUUUUUAUUCCUUUCAGAUAUAUCUGUUUUGUCCAUGUUUGUAAUGGCCAGAAGGUGAACACUGCUUCCGUAUAAAAACGUAAAAACCGU